AUGCUACGUGCCAGCAAGUCAGUCGCCCGCAACCUUGUUAGAGGAUAUGCCAAGGAUAUCAAAUUCGGUGCUGAAGGAAGAAAAGCCAUGCUUGUUGGUGUUGAUCUUAUCGCUGAUGCUGUUUCAGUAACUAUGGGACCAAAGGGAAGAAAUGUUAUCAUUGAACAAUCUUGGGGAAGUCCAAAGAUUACCAAAGACGGAGUCACUGUAGCUAAAUCCGUUGACUUGAAAGACAAAUACCAUCAUUUGGGAGCUAAACUUAUUCAGGAUGUAGCCAAUAAGGCUAAUGAAGAGGCUGGAGAUGGUACUACCUGUGCCACUGUUCUUGCCCGUGCCAUCACUCGUGAAGGUUUCGAUAGCAUCAGCAAGGGAGCUAACGCUGUCGAGAUCCGUAGAGGAGUUAUGGCUGCUGUUGAUGUCGUCACCAGUGAAUUGAAAAAUAUGAGCAAGCAAGUCACAACCCCUGAAGAGAUCGCUCAAGUUGCUACUAUCUCCGCCAAUGGAGACAAGGCUAUUGGAAGUCUCAUUUCCGAAGCCAUGAAGAAAGUCGGUAACAAGGGUGUUAUCACCGUUAAGGACGGAAAGACUCUUGUUGAUGAGCUCGAACUUAUCGAAGGAAUGAAGUUCGAUCGCGGAUACAUCUCUCCAUAUUUCAUUAACUCCUCAAAGGGAGCUAAGGUCGAGUAUGAAAAGGCUCUUGUGCUUCUCAGUGAAAAAAAAAUCAGUCAAGUUCAAGAUAUUGUCCCUGCUUUGGAACUCGCCAACAAAAUCAGAAAGCCACUCGUUAUCAUUGCUGAGGAUGUUGAUGGUGAAGCUCUCACCACUCUCGUACUUAACAGAUUGAAGGUCGGCCUCCAAGUUGCUGCUGUUAAGGCUCCAGGUUUCGGUGAUAACCGCAAGAACACUCUGAAAGAUCUCGCUAUCGCUACCGGUGGAUCCGUCUUCGGUGAUGACGCUAACCUAAUCAAGCUUGAGGAUAUUCAAUCUUCCGAUUUCGGAGAGGUUGAUGAGGUUACCAUCACUAAGGAUGAUUGUCUUCUUCUUCGCGGAAAGGGAGAACAAGCUACCAUUGAAAAGAGAAUUGAACAAAUUGCUGAUGAAAUUGAAGAGUCCACCAGCGAAUAUGAGAAGGAGAAGCUCAACGAGAGACUUGCUAAGCUUUCUAGAGGAGUUGCUGUUCUCAAGAUCGGAGGAGCUUCUGAAGUUGAAGUUAACGAGAAGAAAGAUCGUGUCACCGAUGCCUUGUGCGCCACUAGAGCCGCUGUUGAAGAAGGAAUUGUUCCCGGAGGUGGAGUUGCCCUUCUCCGUUCCCUUAAAGCUCUGGAUAGUUUCAAGGCUCCUAAUGAGGAUCAACAAGUUGGAGUCAAUAUCAUCAAGAAGUCUUUAAGACAACCAAUCUCCACCAUUGUUAAGAACGCUGGACUCGAGCCUUCAUCUAUCGUUGAGAAAGUUUUGGCUAACGAAAAUGUUGCUUUCGGAUAUGACGCCAUGAACGACCAAUUUGUUAACAUGUUCGAGGCUGGAAUCAUCGAUCCAACUAAGGUUGUUAGAACUGCCCUUCAAGAUGCUGCUGGAGUUGCAUCUCUCCUUUCCACAACUGAAUGUGUUGUCACUGAAAUCCCUAAGGAAGAACCUGCUGGAGGCCCUGCCAUGGGAGGCAUGGGAGGUAUGGGUGGAAUGGGAGGAAUGGGAGGUGGUAUGUUCUAA
Auanema sp. JU1783 is the source of this 1707-nucleotide messenger RNA. NCBI's taxonomy places the organism in Eukaryota, Metazoa, Nematoda, Chromadorea, Rhabditida, Rhabditidae. The record is from the annotation of a GenBank genome assembly.